Aedes aegypti (yellow fever mosquito) is the source of this 1557-nucleotide messenger RNA. Its product is annotated as WD repeat domain phosphoinositide-interacting protein 3. The transcript has 4 exons. Gene Ontology annotation, molecular function: phosphatidylinositol-3-phosphate binding; protein binding; phosphatidylinositol-3,5-bisphosphate binding. The coding region runs from base 242 to 1261 and encodes 339 amino acids. The record is from RefSeq and is a predicted model, not a curated record. NCBI's taxonomy places the organism in Eukaryota, Metazoa, Arthropoda, Insecta, Diptera, Culicidae. Gene Ontology annotation, cellular component: extrinsic component of membrane; cytosol; phagophore assembly site membrane. Gene Ontology annotation, biological process: protein localization to phagophore assembly site; protein lipidation; autophagy of mitochondrion.
AUAAAAAUACGAUCGAAUUAUGUUUGCUAAUUAAACAUUGAUCAGUGCAGCCAAGAGUGAACGUUAAAAUAGAACACAAGUAAGGCUACCUAUUGCAAGCACAGCCAAUAAACAUCAACAAAAAGCCAAAAAAAUGAUAAGCUUCUCAGCGGAAAAGUGAUAGACGAGUGAAUAUUUUGGUUGCGUAGGCAGAUUUUUAGCAAGUUCCUGGCGGUUCGAUCAUUGCAAAUAGGGACCGGAAAUGAAUCUUUUGGAUAACAACCCCUACGGGAAUGGACUGCUUUAUGCGGGCUUCAAUCAGGAUCAGGGCUGUUUCGCUUGUGCCACGGAUAAUGGUUUCCGUGUGUACAACACCGAUCCGUUGAAGGAAAAGGAACGCCAAUAUUUCUCAGAUGGUGGAAUCGGUCACGUGGAGAUGCUAUUUCGAUGUAACUAUUUAGCCCUUGUUGGAGGCGGAAUACGUCCCUUGUAUCCCCCAAACAAAGUUCUCGUUUGGGACGACAGCAAUAAAGCACCGGCUAUUUCACUGGAUUUCAACGCACCGGUUAAAAGUGUCCGCCUGCGGAGGGAUCGCAUAGUAGUAGUUCUGGAAGGAAUCAUCAAAGUGUACACUUUCACCCAGACGCCGAACCAGUUGCAUGUGUUUGAAACUAGCCAAAACUCACAAGGACUAUGCGUUCUCUGUCCUAAUAGCAAUAAAUCUUUGCUGGCAUUUCCCGGUCGAAGAACUGGCCACGUGCAGAUUGUUGAUCUAGCAAAUACGGAAAAAGCUCCACAAGAAAUUGUCGCCCACGAAACUGCAAUCAGUUGUAUUGCACUUAAUUUGCAAGGAACGAGGCUUGCCACAGCCAGUGAUCGCGGCACGUUGAUUCGCAUCUUUGAUACGUCUAAUGGGUCAAAGGUAGCAGAACUACGACGAGGCUCAAAUCAGGCAAAAAUCUACUGUAUCAACUUUAACCAUCAGUCUACGGCGGUUGUAGUUUCGUCAGACCAUGGCACCAUCCAUGUAUUCAAUUUAGAUGAACCGAAGAGCAAAGAAUCAUCCAGUUUACUAACGAAAUAUUUUACCAGUCAAUGGUCGUUUUGCAAAUUUUCGAUUCCGCAAGGACCACCAUGUAUAUGCGCAUUUGGCUCCGAAAACAACUCUGUUAUAGUGAUAUGCGCAGAUGGACACUACUACAAAUUUGUCUACAACAGCAAAGGCGAAUGUAGUCGGGAAGUUUGCUCUCAAUUUCUAGAAAUGACUGACGAUCACACAUAAGCAUGUUCUGGGUGCAUGGAAUUUUGGUGUCUUCAAGAACGGAAAUAUUAUUUUAACAUGGACGCUACUGACUCUGAAAAGGAGGAACAGCGCCUUUAUUUUAGAUACACUAUUAUAUUCGAGCGAAGGCUGUCUAGAUGACAGUCGAAAAGAGAUCGAUUAGUGAAUACUGGAUAUACAGCAUCAUUCAUAACAUAUGAAUUUAAACUUAUCUAAUAUUAUUGUAUGUCAGCUAAUAGUACGAACAGUCUAUUAAACUACGCUACUCAGUAAAUAUUUUUGUUGGAAAACUUAAA